UUUCAUUUUUACAAUAUCGUCAAGGUAUUGUGCACGCUUUCACAACAAAUAGUAAAGUGCCUUGUAGUAAAGGAUUUUGUGACUUUGAUUAUGAUGAUGAUGUCGAUAGUAAAUAGUGGUGUGACACAGACGUAAAAAUAUAUUUUGUACCAAGUUUAUGUCAAUUUUAAGUAUUUCACUAUGGCUGACAACGAGGCGAAAGGGCGAGAAUUGAUGCUAGAGGCAGAUAAGAAGCUUUCCUCUUCUAAAGGAUUCUUUAGUUCACUGUUUGGGAGUUCAUCAAAAGUAGAAGAUGCUGCUGAUUUGUUUGUUAGAGCAGCCAAUAUGUUUAAAAUGGCUAAAAAAUGGGCUGCUGCUGGUGAAGCAUUCUGUCGCUCAGCAGUGUUACAGAUGCAGUUAGGCAGCAAACACCAGGCUGCUACAGAGUAUGUCAAUGCUGGCACGUGUUAUAAAAAGGCAGACCCAAAUGAGGCAAUCAACUGUUUACUGAAGGCUGUUGAAAUUUACACUGAUAUGGGUAGAUUUACCAUAGCAGCUAAACACCAUGUCUCCAUUGCUGAAAUAUAUGAAACAGAAAUGGUGGACAUUGAGAAGGCAAUUACAAGUUAUGAACAUGCAGCAGAUUACUAUAAAGGAGAAGAGUCUAACAGCUCUGCAAACAAAUGUCUUGUUAAAGUUGCACAAUAUGCAGCACAGCUUGAACAGUAUGAGAAGUCCAUAGCUAUUUAUGAAGAAGUUGGUAUGUCAUGUAUGGACAAUCAGUUGCUGAAGUACAGUGCUAAGGACUACUUCUUCAAGGCAGCCAUGUGUCAUUUGUGUGUUGAUACACUGAAUGCAGAGCAAGCCAUUCAAAAAUACGAAGAAAUGUUCCCACAGUUUGGGGACGCCAGAGAAUGCAAGCUUCUCAAGAGUCUCAUAAGUGCAAUAAAUGAGGAGGAUGCUGAUAAAUUUACUGACACGGUCAAAGAUUAUGACAGUAUAUCUCGCUUUGACCAGUGGACCACCACCAUGCUGCUUAGAGUGAAGAAGAACAUCAGUGGGGAGGACCUUCGAUGAGCACCAGACACCCAUUCUUUAGGAUGUGUAGCGAUAUGGUUUUAGUGAUGUUAAAUUUUUGACAUUGUACACUUGUAGCUGUCAAGGAUUUUUUUUACCAUCAUACUCAGAUUUGUGUCAAAUCCUCAGUUCAAUUUUGAUUAAAAUGUCAACUUGUUUAUGAAAGUAUAUAUGCAACAUUCCCAUUACCUCUGACAUAUUUUUCAGGAGCGUUUUCUGGAGGUUCAACAAUAAAGUCAAGUUAUCUGUAUUUUAGCAUUGUCGUAAUUAAUGCUGUGGAAUAAUGUUGGAAGAAAAAAAACAUAUAUUAUACUGAUUUUAGGUGAAUACAGUUUGAAUAUUAUCAGUAUCAUAAAACUUGUGACUGUCGAACUACAAUUAUCAAAGUUUUGUUGAUUAUCAAAAAAAUGCUUUGAUUCUGUUGGUUUUUUAUUUUAGAUUAUGCAUUAACGUUAGAUAAAGUGUAAUGCCCGAGUUUACACGUAUAGGUAUAGAUCCAGGAGAUAGUCUUGUGUAUAUAGGACAUCAUGAUUAUAGUACUCCACCCCUUGUACACUUACCCUUUGGAGCUGGACGUUGAGAAAUACUGUAAUCUAAUUACAUUCUUAACAGUACAUACCAACUGUUGUAAUCGAUAACGUCAUUAUUAAAGAUUCACUACAGUGUAAAUUUUGUACUUGCAAUUGUGUCCAACAGCAUUUCGUAAAAUUUUACCCAAUCUGUUGUUUGACUUUAUAGAUAUAUUUAAAGGUGUUAAAAAGAUGCAUGUAGAUGUUCAGUAUACAUGUACUGUGUACUUGUCUGGUUUUUUUGUGAGAUAAUUAAGCUUAAACUGAAAAUUGAAUAAAAGAUUUGAAAAAAAAAGAAA
Ostrea edulis (European flat oyster) is the source of this 1924-nucleotide messenger RNA. Its product is annotated as alpha-soluble NSF attachment protein-like. Gene Ontology annotation, cellular component: vacuolar membrane; SNARE complex. The transcript has 9 exons. Bases 181 to 1056 code for a protein of 291 amino acids. Gene Ontology annotation, biological process: SNARE complex disassembly; intracellular protein transport. The record is from RefSeq and is a predicted model, not a curated record. Gene Ontology annotation, molecular function: syntaxin binding; soluble NSF attachment protein activity. NCBI's taxonomy places the organism in Eukaryota, Metazoa, Mollusca, Bivalvia, Ostreida, Ostreidae.